ACGAAUGUCUGAAAAUCUGAUGUUAUCAGCGCCAUCUUGUGUUAUUCAUCUACUAUUUUACACAUUUUGAGCAAUGAGCGAGUCCGCACGAAAUUUAGUAGCAGCAAUUUUAAGUAACGAUCAUCUAAUUAACACCCUGGCGAAUGCGUGUACGGGCCAAAAUACUGGCAACCGUACUCAACAUCGUUCUACUGAUGAAGAAAUGUAUUCGCUAUUUCACCGCGGAAGAGCGAAUGCGGUGAACUUCACAGCCCAGGACGUUCCUGCUCAUCAAGCAAACAUUACAGAAAGAAACAUGCCUUCUACCUCACAGGGACCACCCACAGCUAUCUACAAUCUUCGCCCGUUCACUCGAAAGGGCCCUAGACAUAAGAGGUUUCAGGCACUAGGCAGUUUACGUCCGGUGGCUCAGUCUUUCACCAAAGAAGUUAUUCUCCUGCCAGACCAUACAUCUACACAUGUGCCAAGGCGUGCCAAGAAAGCUUGGCUUUUUGAAAAUGGUCAUAUAAAAUCUGCCUUAGAAUUUGGCUGUGACUGGGACGCCGACAAAGUUAUGCAGACUAUAACAUCAGCCUUCCAGCCAGUUGUGGAGGGAUGCAGAUUACAAAUCUUGAUGUCGUGCCACAACAAAUUAGUGGAGCCAUCCCUGACUUCCAAACAGACUUUAGGUGGAGACCUUCUGAAAAAACUUUUUCAUCAGAAGUCCAUUUAUGUCAGGCCUGACAAGGUCAUUUUAAGUGAAGAGAAAGAAUCUUCAUGUUCUGAUGAAGACAGUAGCAACACAAACAAGAAUGAUUUCAAAGAAACAUUGGAUCCUGACAAAUGUGUCAUUGGUAGUGUGCCUGAUAUUUCCAAAGAAGUUGUUUCAGCCAUCUCCACUGUUGAAGUCCAGUGUCUCUCCAGUAAUACCCCUUCCAUCUCUGGUGGAGAUGAAGUUAUUUGGUGUAUUGACACUAAAGAUAUUUGCACCAAUGCACCACCCAUCUCAGCUGACAACCUCACCAUGUCUUCUGUUGCUGCUGCCAUUACUAUUGAUGAGACUCCUACCUUGUCUAGUGGAACAUCUGUCAUCUCUAGUGGCUACACCAACAUCUUUUCGAUUGGUCCCACUAUCAGUGGCACUGGACACACACCAUGCUUCUCUGCUAGCAACACCUCUGAGGCAUCCCAUAGUCCCACCCAAACCAAUGCACCCAGCACAACCUACAGUACAUACCUUGACCUAUUUGAGGAAGAAUACCUCUCUGAUGACGCUGAUCUCCAGGAAGCCAUAUCAAGGUCCUUAGAGUCCAGCACAAAUGAGAGUGAUUCAAGGAUGACUUUAGAGAGAAUAAUGGAGCAGAUUGGUUCGAGAGUAAAUAAUGACAGCAUUGUACGGUUCAAUAUCAUAAGAAGAAAUGUGUGGGAUGGAACAUCCAGAGCAAUGGGCAGAUCCAAUUUUUCACCCGAGAAGAAGGUGGAUGUUAAGUUUACUGAUGACUAUGGAACAUCUGAGGUGCACCAGUACAGGUUCAGAGAUGGCUUAACGUCUCUGGGUGUCCUAGAUGCUCUCCAAAACUAUCCUGUUCAGUCAAAGUGCCUUUUUGUGAAGGCUGAAAAGGCCUUAACCGCAAAUGAUGUGGAGAAUCUCUUCCAAAUCAUUCAUUCUGAAAGAGGGAGUAAUGCAUUUCAAGCAGAGUGCCGGACCCUGGCUUUCUGGCAAGACUAUCUUCAGGAUGCUGAAAUUGAAAACAAUGUCUCUCUGGAGGAUGUUCUUGUUUUCUUCACUGGAUGUGACAGCAUUCCAGCACUGGGUUUCUCUCCAAAGCCAAGACUUGAGUUCAUUACCUGUUCCCGAUUUCCAGUGGCCAAUACUUGUGAAAAUAUUCUACGCAUACCAGUUCAUGCAGUGUACACUGCUUUCAGAUCUGACAUGGAUUUUGCAAUACGCAAUUCACCAGGAUUUGGAAGAGCGUGAGAGGUAAUAUUUUCAAGGCAUGUAGAGCUUGAGUUAUGUUAGAUUGUUUAUGCUAUUGCUGUUAUUUCACUAUG
Molecule: messenger RNA, 2031 nt
Organism: Carassius auratus (goldfish)
Lineage: Eukaryota; Metazoa; Chordata; Actinopteri; Cypriniformes; Cyprinidae
Exons: 10
Coding region: 74-1957 (627 amino acids)
Molecular function (GO): ubiquitin-protein transferase activity
Source: RefSeq, a predicted model, not a curated record